Brassica rapa (field mustard) is the source of this 2710-nucleotide messenger RNA. RefSeq names its product putative disease resistance protein At1g63350. Gene Ontology annotation, molecular function: ADP binding. NCBI's taxonomy places the organism in Eukaryota, Viridiplantae, Streptophyta, Magnoliopsida, Brassicales, Brassicaceae. The record is from RefSeq and is a predicted model, not a curated record.
UUUCUCGGAUCAGUAAAAUUUCAGGCAUCUGCCUUUUUAUGUUCUUCUAUAAUGGACAAUUGUGUCUCCCUCUCAAUAUCUUCUGAUCAAUCGAUGAAAAAGAUAUGUCAAUGGCUAGACAUCCAAGUAGGUUAUGUUCACAACCUCGAGAAGAAUCUGUCGGCUUUAGAGAAAACCAUGGAAGAGCUCAGGGCUAAACUUGAUGAUUUAUCAAGAAGGGUAACAAGAGAGGAGGAUAGAGGUUUACAAAGGCUUUCUGAAUUCCAGGUAUGGCUUACUAGAGUUGAGACUUUUGAAAACGAAGCCAACAAUCUUCUUAUUGCUGGAAAUGGUCAACUUCAAAGGCUUUGUCUUCUUGGUUUUUGCUCUAAGAGUUUAAUAUUGAGUUAUCGUUAUGGCAAAAGUGUUUCCAUGACUUUAAGGGAAGUUGAAAAACUGAAUAGUAAAGUUUUCGAAGUGAUCGUUGAGCAAGCUCACACAUUUGAGGUGGAGGAAAGACAGCUUCAGUCAACAAUUGUUGGUCUGAAAGAAAUGUUGGAGAACGCAUGGAAUCAUCUCAUGGAAGAUCGAGUUGGUAUUAUGGGUUUUUACGGUAUGGGGGGAGUAGGGAAAACAACUCUUAUCACACAACUCAACAAUAAGUUCAGUGGCAUGACAUGUGGAUUUGAUUUUGUGAUUUGGGUUGUGGUGUCUAAAGAGUUACAAGUAGAGAAGAUUCAAAGUGAGAUCGCUCGAAAGGUUGGUCUUGAUGGAGAUGAAUGGAAACAAAAAGAGAAGCCAAAAAGCCAAAAAGCUGAUGUUAUAUACAAUUUCUUAAGGAAAAAGAGAUUCAUGUUGUUUUUAGAUGACAUAUGGGAGAAGGUGGAUUUAGUUGAGAUUGGAAUCCCGUUUCCAACAACACAAAACCGAUGCAAAGUGGCAUUCACUACCCGUUCCAAGGCUAUAUGUGCGCACAUGGGCGUUGAAGAACCAAUGGAAGUCAAGGCUGAGAACAAGGGUUAUGAUAUAAUUGGUAAUCUUGUUCGUGCAUCACUGUUAAUGGAGGUCAAAUGGUAUGGAACAAAGAAUGUAUGUAUGCAUGAUGUAGUUCGUGAGAUGGCCUUAUGGAUUGCAUCUGAUUUAGGAGCACAAAAAGAGGCUUUCAUUGUGCGUGCAGGUGCUGGGUUAAGUGAAAUGCCAAAGGUUGAGAACUGUAAUGUUGUGAGAAGGAUGGCACUCAUAAAGAACAAGAUUCACCAUCUCUCUAGCAGUCAUGAAUAUCUCGAGCUCACAACUUUGCUUCUACAAAAAGCAAAUUUGACAAAUAUCUCGAGUGAAUUCUUCAAGUCCAUGCCAAGACUAGCUGUUUUGGAUCUAUCAUAUAAUGGAAAUCUGUUUGAACUGCCGUAUGGAAUAUCACAACUAGUUUCCUUGCAAUAUCUCAACUUGUCAUAUACAAGUAUACGUCAUUUGCCUAGGGGUGUGCAAGAGUUGAAAAAGCUAAUUCACUUGGAUUUGGAGGAGACAGAUAACCUUUCAAAUAUUGAUGGGAUAUUAUCAAGUCUGCACAACUUGAAGAUAUUGAAUUUAUCUCGUGCUGGUUUUUCAUUGGAUUGCAACAUACUGGAGGAGUUGCAAACCUUAGAACAUUUAGAAAUUUUAACCAUAGAGAUCGAUCUUCAACAAGGUUUGGAACAAUUUUUGAGCUCUCAUAAGUUGACACGUGCAACAAGAAAUCUAACGAUCAGGGGUAUGCAACUUGAAUCAUCUGGUAUCUCACUUCCAAUAUCUAUGGAGAAUCUACGUGAAUUCAACAUUGUAUGGUGCAGUAUCUCUGAGAUAAAGAUGGGAACGAUAUGCUUGGAGAGCAAAACGGUUUCUCCUCUAGACAAUCCGAGGACCUCAUGCUUCUUGAGCCUCUCUAAAGUGAUUAUACUAGAUUGCAAAUGCGUGAUGGAGUUGACGUUACUGAUGUUCGCUCCAAAUCUUAGAGAUCUCUCAGUUAAAUCUGCAAAAAAAUUAGAAGAUGUAAUAAACAAAGAGAAAAGUCGUCACGGUGAAAAAUCAGGGAUUGUUCCUUUUCGAAGGCUGGAAUUUCUUUUGUUGGGUGAUCUACCAGAGCUGAAGAAUAUCUACUGGAAUUCUCUACCUUUUCCAUGUCUAAAGAGAAUGGAUAUAAUCAGAUGCCCGAAUCUGAAAAAGCUUCCACUGGAUUCCCAAAGCGGCAAGCAUGGUGGAAAUGGAGUAAUCAUAAGAUACACAGUUAAAGAAUGGAUUGAAACUGUGGAAUGGAUAGACGAAGCUACAAAAACCCGCUUCUUACGUUCAUGCCUACACGUAUCUGAAACGCAGAAUCAAGACAAUCAACCGCAUUCUUCGGUACCAACCUAGGCGGAAUGGAUCGAACUCAGAAGUUCACAUAUAUCUCCAAUGCCCGCUUGUAUUGAUUAAUUCAAUUGGCUCUUUGUUUAAUAUUUGUAAAAGCUCUAAAAGCUGUGCUCUUAGUAGAGCUAUAUAUUACAGUAACAUAUGCACCCUAAAGACAAGAACCAAAAUAUCAUCAUUUAACAAUUUUGAUCGAAGAACAGAACACAGACAGAAUGUAGCUGGAGUUAAAAAAGAAGGAACCAUGUCGUGAAAGGUUACAAAGGGCCAUAUGUAAAAUAAAUAAAAUCACCAUAAAGAUAAUUAACAAGGAUACGACUACAAAAGUCAAAUUAAAAAAAAAAAA